AUGUCUGCGUCAAUUUCUGUUGUUGAUCAGUCAAAAGUUAGUGAAGACAUCAAUAAAACCGAAAACUUUAAUAGCAACAACACUGCUAAUUCUACUAAGCCGCCGCAUGGAAUUAAUCUUAAAGUUAUAUUUCAUCCUGGUUUACACGUGGAUCACAGUGGGAAAUAUGGGAAUAGGAAAGUGUACCGUUUAAACGGUCAAGUAGGGCCUCAUGAAUCUCCAAUUAUAUUGACGGAUCCAAGAUUGACUACCACGCAGAGGAAGCCUCGACUGAGGCAAGAGUCAAAGCAGGAACUGGAAUUAACGGAAUUUCUGUAUGAUAAAAAUUCACGCGGUCCUCCACCACCCACAUCAAUUCUCCUCUCUAACCUACCGGUGAUGAAAGAAAGCACAAUCAAGGCCAUGCUUGGCGAGGAUUACAUAAGGGAAAAUCCGAGAACUGCUGCACGGAGGGCUGUCGAAAAAGGAAAUGGACGGCGCAUUGGUAGUAACAAUGUAGUGGUUGAAUUUGACCCAGAUGAAAUUACAUCAUCUUCACAUAAUAAUAAUGAUGACAUGGAGAUUGGCGACGCGCCGAUACCUCCAUCAAUACCACAACUGUCACCUCCAUCUUAUCCAUACAUAAAACCCUCUUCAGCUGUGCUUCCCAUCCAAAGAAUGAACGGACCACCCCCUUCUUUAUAUCCUAAUACAAGGCCGGUAGUUAAUGACUUUAAAGCGCCCUACUCAUAUCCUGAUGACGAGAAAGAGGAUGGUGAAAUUGAUCCAUACUAUGAUGAUGAUGGAAGACAUGAUCGAUAUCACGAGAAGAUGAUCUGCAUAUAUCCGAUGAAUGAUGAUUGGUCUCGUGACAGCAACUAUAAACACCCACCGCCGCUGCCACCUCCUGCCAAUCGAAGUCGAAAUCCAUCAGAACCUAGUUUUAGUCGAAAUGGAAGUCGUAGCAGCAGUAGAACAAGAGGAUCUUUUAAUAAACGUGCUAAAGAGAAAGGCAUUAAGCAUUACAAUAGCUUCGACACAUCCAAUAAACCUUCUUGGUUAGUGACCAUAUCACAUUCGAGUCUACCUUAUUAUAAGGCGAAGAUAGUGGAUCUAAAACGUCAUUUUAGAUCCUAUAGUUUUGAGAGAAUAACUCAAGAUGAUAAAGAAUGGUGUGUUUAUUUCACAUCAGAAUCCCAGGCUCGUCGUUUUUUUAAAGAAAAUAACAAGAAACGGUUGUUUGAUUGUGAAAUCCACUUGAACCUUUACCAUCAAAACAAAAAACUCGACGAUUCAUCUUCAUCAUCUCACCAUAGUCGAGAGAAACAGAGCAAAAGUAGUAUUUCGGUAUCAUUAUUGUCAUCACACAACAAUGACGACAAUAUACAAAAAAGAGAAGAACAAUCUUUUAACAAUGCUCCUAUUCCACCGCCGCAUCAACUGACAGACAUGUCUCAGAUUUUGCAGCAGUCCACUAAAAUACUCGUUGGCGAAUUAUCCAAGGUUUUUCAAAAGGAUAUAAAGAAUAAGGUUGUCGGCAAAUUCAUCUUUGAUUUUCUCACACCAAAGAUCCAAGAGCGAAAACAGCAGCGACUGGCAAAAUUAAAAUCCAAGAACGAGGAGAAAAAGCAACAACCGGAAAUAGGUGCUAGAGAAUUAUCUGAACUUGGGCCUUUCAAAUCAAAAUAUACAAUGUUGCAUUCUGCAAAGCUGCCCUCGAAAUCGAAUGGGAAUGGAUUGCGGGAUUAUAAUUUGAAAUUCCGAAAGAGUGAUAGUGAUUUCCGAGAUCGAAGGUCUAGUUAUAAUAAAGACCAAAAGCAGUCUUCAUCUAAACCUACCAUUAGUAGCAUAAAUAGCAAUAAAAGACAGCAUCCGAGCUCUAAAUACGACAACAGCCGGUCUAACAAAAAGAUUAAGGGCAGAAAAUCUCCUCUACCAACUUUUGAAUUCACAGAUUCUGAGAGCGAAGACAAACAAGGAGAAAAGAGUGAAGAUCUAGCCACUUGUUCCAAUAAGCAAGAAGUGUCAUCCAGCUCUGAAGAAGGAGAGAUACAUACAGAUGAUGAACUAUUUCCAGAAAAUCAAAAAUCUCCACCCCCUAAACAAGAGUUACUCGAAAAACCUAAACAUGCGCCUCUUAAAGUCGAAAAACCACAUCAUCAACAACAAAGAUUACGUGAUUAUUUAAGCGAGGAUGAUGACUCGGAUCCUAACGAUUUUCUAGAAGAGUUCAAUAAACAUGAAUCUCAACGAGAACAAGAGAAUCAUUCUCCUGCUAAUGAAGAUUUAAUGGAUGUCGACAAAAGUGAAUUUUUGACUGAUGAUAUCAUCAAUAAAGUAGAUCGUCUGCCGAAGAGAAAAAAGAGACGUUUAUCGAAUCAGUCUUCAAAGACAAUAAAGCGGCUUACCAAAAGUAUUGAUUUCACCAGCAGCGAGAGUGAGGAGGAACCUGAAUUAAAACACAAGAAUGACACUGCUGUUAAGUCUACCAAGAAAAUCAUUAUUCCUAUGGUCAAAGUCAAUAAGGAUAACAUUAAUAAUAUUAAGAAGGAACAACCGCAGAAACAAGUUUCAGAAACAAAACCAAAAACAUUAGUUAUUACAUAUACUGGUAGUGGUAAUAAUUCUAGAAGAAAAUCUUUAAUACAUCUGGACAAUAUAUCAAUAAUUCCUCCCAUUAAAUCAGAAGAGAAUAAUGAGCCAACUUUAGUGCUUACCGAUAUUACUGAUGAGAGUGAAAAGAAUAGCUCAGAAAGUGAUCUUGAGGAUAGAGAAGAAAUCAAUUCUGAGCGUCAGGAUGAUGAUAAAGCUAACUCAGCAAGUAGUGACAAUGAAGAUGACGAUACUGUUGCAAUCGGUUAUGCUUCUGAUAAUGAAGCCGACAUUGAAUUUACAGAUACAUUAGAAGCCGCAGUUCCAAUGAGCAUAGAUCCAUACGAAUCGGUUGAGGAAUCUGAUUUCGAUGAAGAAGAAGCUGAAGAACCUUCAUCGCCUGGUGAAGUCUUUGACGAAGAGGAUUUUACAUUCUUAGAAAUAGUUGUCAAGGAAUUUGAACAAGAUCCUGCCAUAUAUACCAAUGAUUCUAUGGGAGAGAUCAAUUAUGAUGCCAUCGAUCGCUAUUACAAAAAACGCAAACAAGAAAUUGCUGCCAGCAAGCUUCCGGGUCAAAAUCCAACAGGCUGUGCACGAACCGAAGGUUACAAAAGGAUCUCCGAAGACCAAAAAUUACGAAACAUGAUCAAUAACACCAAAAAACCGAUGGUCACCAACUCUUCUUCCUCUUCACCCUCACUCCCCCUCAUAUCACCGCCAACCGUCACCUCACGUGAAAACCGUAUGAAAAACCGCGGUAUCCUCGCAAACAUGCAACAGUACAAUCGUGAAACCGCCAAAGGCGAUGUUGACGACGUGAUGCGCUUCAACCAAAUGAAAGGCCGAACUAAGCAACUCAAAUUCGCUAAAUCUAGUAUUCAUUCAAUGGGUCUCUUUACCAAAGAACGGAUCGAUGCUAAUGACAUGGUUAUCGAAUACAUUGGUGAAGUCAUUAGGCAGUCUGUCGCUGAUCAUCGGGAACGGAGGUAG
This is a messenger RNA of Ambispora leptoticha, 3561 nucleotides long. The record is from the annotation of a GenBank genome assembly. Lineage: Eukaryota; Fungi; Glomeromycota; Glomeromycetes; Archaeosporales; Ambisporaceae.